CACCAAGUGCUGCUCUCAUUUGUUGUCUUCUGUUUAAGUUCCUUUUGUUAAGAUACCUGCUGACCAGAGAUGUGAAACUGCAGUGGAUCAUGAGAAACCUCAUGGCUUUGGGUCUUUUGGAAAGUGUAAGUUCUUUAACAACACUGAAAGGCUUUUGAUGAGCUAUGCCAUGUAACAGAAUCAUCUUAAGGUGGGAGGUCCAGCCCUCUUCUGUGGUACAGAGCAUUCAUCUUUCUCUGAUGUGGGGGCAGCUACGGCAUCUUCUCUUGGCCUGUCAGCAUGAUGAGGGUUACUUUGCGAGAGGAAGUUAUGAAAAUGAGGAUGAGAAUGAUAAUACGGAGGACAGAUCAAAGGAUCCCAUAUCCUUUCAGCCCAUGGGAUCAGAGCGGAUGGAGAUGCGAAAGAGGCAGAUGUCGGUGCAGCAGGAGUUGGUGCCGGGCACCACAGCACCGGGACAGAACGAGCAGCCCAGCCAGGGGAACCGUGGCUCCAAUGCCUGCUGCUUCUGUUGGUGCUGUUGCUGCAGCUGCUCCUGUCUCACUGUUAGGAAUGAAGACAGAGAUGAGAGGAACCGGAGAGCCUCAUAUGAUUUUAAAGCAGAGGGGAAUGCAGACUUUGAGGAAAGUCUGAAACCGACUGCGGAGGAGGUCUGCUUGUGGGGGCAAUCGUUUGACAAACUGAUGCACUGCCCCGCUGGAAGAAGUGCCUUCCGGCAGUUUCUGCGCACAGAAUUCAGUGAAGAAAACAUGCUCUUCUGGUUGGCCUGCGAGGAUUUCAGUAAGGAAACCAAUAAGAGCGUCAUAGAAGAGAAGGCGCGGAUAAUAUAUGAAGACUACAUCUCUAUCCUCUCACCCAAAGAGGUGAGCCUCGACUCUAGAGUUCGAGAGGUUAUAAACAGGAACAUGCUGGAGCCAACAUCCCACACGUUUGACGAUGCCCAGCUCCAGAUAUUCACACUAAUGCAAAGAGACUCGUAUCCUCGAUUCAUGAACUCGUCGGCAUACAAAAACCUGCUUAAGACGGUCUCUGAGCAGUCGGUGGAAUCUUAGAUCUCUGUGAUCCCGGUCGAAUGCCCCCUCCCUAGCUUUUGUUCGUUACUUAUUCUUGUGUAGAAUAUGUUUAAAAGGACCCCAGCAUGGGUCCUCCCAGGGAUUUUAACGCUAUAGCGAUCUGUACCUGAAAAAAAGACGCUCAGGUCUCCAGGUCACUGGAUUUUUAAAAAAAUGUCUCAAAUUUCCUGAGGGCUCAACACCACAAGUACUGCUACAGAUCAGCAUAGCAAAAGAUGCUCCAAAGGAUUAUCAGUGCGUUUCGAUGUUUUUAAGAAAAUAAUCGAUUUUAUUUGUGUUGGAAUUCUUUUUUUUUGUUUUUGUAUUAAUGUUCGAAGGAAGAUGUGAUACCAAUCGUGGGCUAUAUACAGUAUAUACAGUAGAUAUAUUUAUGAAUUUGUAUUACAGUUCUUCAACAUUUUUUUUUCUUGUGUUACAAUAUUUAAAGAAAAGGGAAUUAUGGGUAACAAGUAUUGCCCGUUUAUGAAAAAUGCGUAUGAGAAUCAAAGCUCAAGUCAAGGCAACACUUCGAUGCCAUGUUGUGAACAGUAUUGUUUCAUCCACUUUAUCAAAAAAAUCCCUAUCACAAUGACUUGGCAUCUCCAAUGAGAAAUCAUCAUUAUCAGAAAUAAAGAGAAAAACUAAAAAUUAUAAUUGAAGGGGGGAACAUGUAUUUAAAGAGGUAUAUAAAAUCUAAUUUCAUAUCUCAGCUUAGUACAAUUAUUUCCCCUGCCUUUUGUACUGCUAGAAAAUAUCAAAAAUGUAUUUACAUAAGUAUCAUCUAUCCACAUCUAUCCAUAUGUUUUUCUAUAUCAUAGCAUUCAUUGAUUCAACUAAGAUUUGGUUGGACAUGGCAACUAUUCCUUGCAUGUACUCAACCCAAAGACACUAUGAAGACGGAAAGCUUCAUUAGUGUACAGUAUGUAGAGGUAUUAAUAUUUAUACGAAUGACCUCGGAUAGAAGUGAUUUAACAUGCAGGUAUUGUAUUACAGUAUCAAAUGCGUUUUAGAGCUAAACAUGAGCCCUGACUGGAAAGGUGCAGGUUUUAUUGCUAGGACCCUCAUAAGUAGAUGACACCAAAGUAGCCAAGUCCAGUAAAACUGUGCGAUUAGCUUUCUCUCCAAUACAACGGACUAGAAUUGGAGCUGCCAAGUUCUUAAUAUAUUUUUAGUUCUGUGAAUUUCUUUGUUGCCUGACUUUCAUGUCGCUCAAAGACAAGAUCCUCACUCGGGGAAGUGCCUUGACAUUCAAUUUUGUGACAUCUCUUUUUUGGCAAUAGUUGAUUUAAACUCUUGCCACACUGAGUACGUAGACUCUGGGCUUUUGAUCAUUCAUGAGAUGACUUGUCCUGCAUGGUGGUGACUUCUGAAUUGAGCUAUUGCCUCCAGCUUUUGGAGUGAAAAACAGCAUUGGUUUUGUCAAGUGUUGAAGUGGGUGUGUUACAAUUCAUUAAGAUUGUUGAUCUGAGUCCAGAUGUACAUCAGCAUGUAUUUCAUGGUGGUGCUUCUACUUGUCUUAGAUUAGCUUAAUAUGAAAUGUGCAAUUGAUAUGUGCAAUUUGAGCUGAGGGAUUCACAACAUAGAUCAGCAUUUCCAAAUCCCAGUCCUCGCGCCUUCACCAGAUAUUCCGUCAGGAUUCCAGUUCGAAAGACAUUAAUUUAAAUUGUAUUUAUUUAGAGGUAUAUGAUGUGACACUCAUCUGUGUGGAGGCACUGCAGGCAGCGGUGCAUUGUAAAUCCAUGAAUUAAUGUUCCGAAUAUAGAAAACUUAAAUGGCGCGAGGACUGGGAUUGGGAACCGCUGACAUAGAUCGACCUCAAUCAUCACAGUCUAAGCCAGGGAUCCUCAAAUCUGGCCGACUAGAUCCACUUUCCUGCAGGGUUUAGCUCUGAUCCUAAUCAAACACACCUGAGCAUGCUAAUCAAUGUCUUCAGGAUCAUUAAAAAAAAUACAGGUAGGUGAGAUUGAUCAGGGUCGGAGCUGAACUCUGCAGUGCAUUGGCCCUCCAGGGUAAGAUCUGAGGAAUCCUGCUAAGCCAAUGGUUUGGAGUUAUACUGCCUAUAAAUCUUUUUUUCUUUAUCUCUUUUUUGUUGUUGUUCUGUAAAGUAUAAAAAAAAGUGUUAUUUUCCAAUCAGUUUACAUAAAAAGUCGAAUAAUUUUUUUUAUUAAUAAUAUGUGAAUGUUUACAGUAAUCAGAUUAGUUUUUUUUUGUUUUCAUGAAUUGAGAAAAAUAAUAAUUUGUGGGCAUUUGGAAUCUUUAAGAUACAAUAAAGCACAAUAAUUUGAAAAUGUG
This is a messenger RNA of Carassius gibelio (silver crucian carp), 3341 nucleotides long. Its product is annotated as regulator of G-protein signaling 20-like. NCBI's taxonomy places the organism in Eukaryota, Metazoa, Chordata, Actinopteri, Cypriniformes, Cyprinidae. The record is from RefSeq and is a predicted model, not a curated record. The transcript is spliced from 5 exons. The coding region runs from base 165 to 1049 and encodes 294 amino acids.